AUGUGGGGUGCAGCGACCCAGCUGCCUACGCGGGCCCUCAGCCUGGGGACACGUGUGCGGGGUCUCUGCCUCCACUUGCUGUCCCGGGGGCUGCGGGCCCUCCUGCUCUGCGUGCCCAUGCUUCCCCGAGCGCUGUGUGCGUGUGUGCGGGAGGUGGCCCGCCCUGUGCUCACGGCUGCUGGCUCCGCGGCCCUCGCGGCGCACAUCUGUGGCGUUUACAUCUUCCUUCAGGGGGUCGCCUGGUGUGCCCAGCUGGCGGGGAGCUGGGUGACGCUGCACGUGUGGUUCUGCCGUGCCUUGCUGGAGGCCCUCGGACGCAGCCCUUUGCUCCUGCUGUGUGAGCAGGCCGCCAGGCUGCUGGUGCGGGCAGGUGUGCAGACCGGCAGAGUCCUGGCUCGGGUGAAGGGGGUGGCCGUCCUUGUUCAGCUGUGUGCCCGUGCGGUCCUACUGGGCACGUGCUGGUGCAUGCACGUCUGCUUUGCCGCCAUCAGCUCCACGGUCCGCGUGAGAGUGCACGCGCCUUUCUCUGUCUCACUGCCCUUCAGGGUCCUCGCUCCCCUGAGCCUAGGCAUCAAAGUGAGGCCGCGGGGCCAGAGGCAUGACAGGGCCGAGGGGGAGGUCUCUAAGCCUUUGGGAGUAGCCUCGGAAGAUGAGUUGGUGGCCGAAUUUCUCCAGGACCAGAAUGCACCACUUGUAUCCCGCGCCCCUCAGACUUUCAAGAUGGAUGAUCUCCUGGCAGAGAUGCAAGAGAUUGAACAGUCAAACUUCCGCCAGGCACCCCAGAGAGCUCCUGGUGUGGCAGACUUGGCCUUGUCUGAGAACUGGGCCCAGGAGUUUCUUGCAGCUGGAGAUGCUGUGGAUGUAACUCAGGAUUAUAAUGAGACUGACUGGUCCCAAGAAUUCAUCUCUGAAGUCACAGAUCCUUUGUCUGUGUCCCCAGCCCGCUGGGCUGAGGAAUAUCUGGAACAGUCCGAGGAGAAGUUGUGGCUGGGAGAGCCUGAAGGAACAGCUGCCACUGAUCGCUGGUAUGAUGAAUACCAUCCCGAGGAGGAUCUGCAGCACACAGCCAGUGAUUUUGUGGCCAAGGUGGAUGACCCCAAGUUGGCUAACUCUGAGUUCCUGAAAUUCGUGCGGCAGAUUGGCGAGGGGCAGGUGUCCCUGGAGUCCGGUGCAGGGUCGGGCCGAGCUCAGGCAGAACAGUGGGCAGCAGAGUUUAUACAGCAGCAGGGUACAUCAGAUGCCUGGGUUGACCAGUUCACAAGACCAGUAAACACAGCUGCCCUCGAUAUGGAGUUUGAACGAGCCAAGUCAGCUAUAGAGUCCGAUGUCGAUUUCUGGGACAAGUUGCAGGCAGAGUUGGAGGAGAUGGCGAAACGGGACGCAGAGGCUCAUCCCUGGCUUUCUGACUAUGAUGAUCUCACGUCUGCUUCCUAUGAUAAGGGGUACCAGUUUGAGGAGGAGAACCCCCUGCGUGACCACCCCCAGCCUUUUGAGGAAGGCCUCCGGCGGCUUCAGGAGGGGGACCUGCCAAAUGCGGUGCUGCUUUUUGAGGCAGCUGUGCAGCAGGAUCCCAAGCACACGGAAGCUUGGCAGUAUCUGGGUACCACUCAGGCAGAGAAUGAACAAGAACUGUUAGCCAUCAGUGCGCUGCGGAGGUGUCUGGAGCUAAAGCCAGAUAACCGGACGGCACUGAUGGCGCUGGCUGUGAGCUUCACCAACGAGUCCUUGCAGCGACAGGCCUGCGAAACCCUGCGAGACUGGCUGCGCUACACGCCGGCCUAUGCCCACCUGGUCGUGCGCGGCGAAGAAGGGGCUGGUGGGGCGGGACAGGGCCCCAGCAAGCGCAUCCUGGGAUCCCUGUUGUCGGACUCCCUAUUUCUUGAAGUGAAGGAGCUCUUCCUGGCUGCUGUGCGCCUGGACCCUACAUCCAUUGACCCUGAUGUGCAGUGUGGCUUGGGAGUCCUCUUCAACCUGAGCGGGGAGUAUGACAAGGCAGUGGACUGUUUCACAGCUGCCCUCAGCGUCCGUCCCAAUGACUAUUUGCUGUGGAAUAAGCUAGGGGCCACCCUGGCCAACGGAAACCAGAGUGAAGAAGCAGUAGCUGCCUACCGUCGGGCCCUUGAGCUGCAGCCUGGCUAUAUACGGUCCCGCUACAACCUGGGCAUCAGCUGCAUCAACCUUGGAGCUCACCGGGAGGCUGUGGAGCACUUUUUGGAGGCCCUGAACAUGCAGAGGAAAAGCCGGGGCCCUCGCGGAGAAGGGGGUGCCAUGUCAGAGAAUAUCUGGAGCACCCUACGUUUGGCAUUGUCUAUGUUAGGCCAGAGUGAUGCCUAUGGGGCAGCUGAUGCCCGGGAUCUGCCCACGCUCCUAACUAUGUUUGGCCUGCCCCAGUGA
Molecule: messenger RNA, 2394 nt
Organism: Puma concolor (puma)
Lineage: Eukaryota; Metazoa; Chordata; Mammalia; Carnivora; Felidae
Source: RefSeq, a predicted model, not a curated record